AUGGAGGAUGAUAAUGGGCUCGAGCUCAGCUUGGGUCUGUCUUGUGGAGGAUCAUCAGGAAAAGGUAAGGGUAACAACAACACUAAUAAUGCUGGAAGCUCCUCUGAGAAUCAUAGGGUUGAAGGAGGAGAUAGAAGCGCUAAAGUGAUUGAUGACUUCAAGAACUUCCUUCAUCCAACUUCUCAAAGACCAGCAGAGCCGAGCUCUGGUUCUCAGAGAAGCGAUUCUGGUCAACAACAACCUCCGCAGAAUAAUUUCUUCAAUGACCUCUCCAAAGCUCCAACAGCUGACGCUGAAGCCUCCACGAAACCGUUGUGGGUGGAGGAUGAGACACGGAGAGAAGCAGCAGGAAACAAGAGGAAGUUCGGGUUCCCUGUGAUGAGCGAUGAAAAGAAGAAAGAGAAGGACUCGCCACAUGCUGAUAUGCACGAGAAGAAGACAAAAGCGUCCCAUGUUUCAACCGCGACUGAUGAAGGAUCAACAGCUGAAAACGAAGAUGUAGCCGAAUCUGAAGUAGGCGGAGGAGGUUCAACUUCAAACCUCGCAAAGGACGUGACUCGUCCUACCGUAGCUGAUGCAAACGUUGUGGAAAACUUAGCCGGUCAAAGGAAGAACAGCCAUGGCGGAUCAUCUGGCGCUGAAGAGUUUACAAUCCGGAGCAUGAGUUACACCGUACCUUUCGCGGUUCAUCCGCAAAACGUCAUCACUAGUUUGCCUUACUCUUUACCUGCAAAAGAGUCUGGACAACACGCAGCAGCUACAAGUCUGAUGCAGCCUAGUACUAAUCCUGGGAAUCUCCCAGUUAUGUUCGGAUACUCACCGGUACAGCUCCCUAUGCUUGAUAAAGACGGUUCAGGAGGGAUCGUCGCGCUUUCUCAAUCUCCAUUCGCCGGAAGAGGUCCAUCAUCAAACUCAGCUACAGCGAAAGGUGAAGGAAAACAGCCUGUUGUUGCAGAAGAAGGCUCAUCCGAAGAUGCAUCAGAACGAGCAGCAGGAGACAACAACAACAACAACAACAGUACUGCUUUCUCUUUCGACUUCUCUGCCAUAAAACCUGGAAUGGCAGCGGAUGUGAAGUUUGGAGGAUCGGGAGCACGACCAAACCUACCGUGGGUCUCAACCACCGGUUCAGGCCCGCACGGUCGGACAAUCUCGGGUGUUACGUACCGGUACAAUGCAAACCAGAUCAAAAUCGUAUGUGCUUGCCACGGCUCACACAUGUCGCCGGAGGAGUUUGUCCGGCACGCAAGCGAGGAGUAUGUUAGCCCUGAAUCACCCAUCGGAAUGACCGCAGCGUCAGCUCACACCUGA
Messenger RNA from Thlaspi arvense, 1311 nucleotides. NCBI's taxonomy places the organism in Eukaryota, Viridiplantae, Streptophyta, Magnoliopsida, Brassicales, Brassicaceae. The record is from the annotation of a GenBank genome assembly.